GCUUGGGUCGGGUGUCGCUUGAGAACCGGAUGAGGCGGCGACCGUGAGGCCGAGCCGGGAGCGGGUGUCGCGCCGAGGCCCGGGCGGGCGGGGAGCAACGGCCAAAGAUACCGCGGGGCGGGUCGUUGAGGGUCGAGGACGGGCGGGGGGCGCGAGGCGCUCCGGCCGGGCCUGCCGGCGCCAUGGGCAACCGCGGGAUGGAAGAGCUGAUUCCGCUGGUCAACAAGCUGCAGGACGCCUUUAGCUCCAUCGGCCAGAGCUGCCACCUGGACCUGCCGCAGAUCGCCGUGGUGGGCGGCCAGAGCGCCGGCAAGAGCUCGGUGCUCGAGAACUUCGUGGGCCGGGACUUCCUUCCCCGAGGUUCAGGAAUUGUUACCAGGCGGCCUCUCAUUCUGCAACUCAUCUUCUCCAAAACAGAAUAUGCCGAGUUUCUGCACUGCAAAUCCAAAAAGUUUACAGACUUCGAUGAAGUCCGGCAGGAGAUUGAAGCAGAGACGGACCGGGUCACGGGGACCAACAAAGGCAUCUCCCCGGUGCCCAUCAACCUACGGGUCUACUCACCGCACGUGCUGAACUUGACCCUCAUCGACCUCCCGGGCAUCACCAAGGUGCCCGUGGGGGACCAGCCCCCCGACAUCGAAUACCAGAUCAAGGACAUGAUCCUGCAGUUCAUCAGCCGGGAGAGCAGCCUGAUCCUGGCCGUGACGCCCGCCAACAUGGACUUGGCCAACUCCGAUGCCCUCAAGCUGGCUAAGGAGGUCGACCCCCAAGGCCUGCGGACCAUCGGCGUCAUCACAAAGCUCGACCUGAUGGACGAGGGCACUGACGCCCGGGACGUCCUGGAGAACAAGCUGCUGCCGCUGCGCAGAGGCUACAUUGGCGUGGUGAACCGCAGCCAGAAGGACAUCGAGGGCAGGAAAGACAUCCGGGCAGCGCUGGCGGCUGAGAGGAAGUUCUUCCUCUCCCACCCUGCGUACCGGCACAUGGCCGACCGCAUGGGGACCCCACAUUUGCAGAAGGCCCUGAACCAGCAACUGACCAACCACAUCCGGGAGUCCCUGCCCAACCUUCGCAGCAAGCUGCAGAGCCAGCUGCUGUCCCUGGAGAAGGAGGUGGAGGAGUACAAGAACUUCCGGCCCGACGACCCCACACGCAAAACCAAAGCCCUGCUGCAGAUGGUCCAGCAAUUCGGGGUAGACUUUGAGAAGAGGAUCGAGGGUUCCGGAGACCAGGUGGACACGCUGGAGCUCUCGGGGGGUGCCCGGAUCAACCGCAUCUUCCACGAGCGCUUUCCCUUCGAGCUGGUGAAGAUGGAGUUUGAUGAGAAAGACUUAAGACGGGAGAUCAGCUACGCCAUUAAGAACAUCCACGGAGUCAGGACGGGGCUCUUCACCCCGGACAUGGCCUUUGAAGCCAUUGUGAAAAAACAGAUUGUAAAACUCAAAGAGCCAAGCCUGAAGUGUGUUGACCUCGUGGUCUCAGAGCUGGCCACAGUCAUUAAAAAGUGUGCCGAGAAGCUCUGCUCCUACCCCCGUUUACGAGAAGAAACAGAGCGAAUCGUCACUACAUACAUACGGGAACGAGAAGGGAGGACCAAGGACCAGAUUCUUCUUCUGAUCGACAUUGAGCAGUCCUACAUCAACACAAACCACGAAGACUUCAUUGGAUUUGCCAACUGUUACUAUACUGAGCAGCUGCUCACCGGUGCCCAGCAGAGGAGUACACAGCUGAAUAAGAAGAGAGCCAUCCCCAACCAGGGGGAGAUCUUGGUGAUCCGCAGGGGCUGGCUGACCAUCAACAACAUCAGCCUCAUGAAGGGCGGCUCCAAGGAGUACUGGUUCGUGCUCACGGCCGAGUCACUGUCCUGGUACAAGGAUGAAGAGGAGAAAGAGAAGAAGUACAUGCUGCCCCUGGACAACCUUAAGAUCCGCGACGUCGAGAAGGGCUUCAUGUCCAACAAGCAUGUCUUCGCCAUCUUCAACACGGAGCAGAGGAACGUCUACAAGGACCUGCGGCAGAUCGAGCUGGCCUGUGACUCCCAGGAGGACGUGGACAGCUGGAAGGCCUCAUUCCUGCGUGCCGGUGUCUACCCCGAGAAGGACCAGGCAGAGAACGAGGACGUGGGGCAGGACACCUUCUCCAUGGACCCGCAGCUGGAGCGGCAGGUGGAGACCAUCCGCAACCUGGUGGACUCCUACGUGGCCAUCAUUAACAAGUCCAUCCGCGACCUCAUGCCAAAGACCAUCAUGCACCUCAUGAUCAACAACACCAAGGCCUUCAUCCACCACGAGCUGCUGGCCUACCUGUACUCGUCGGCUGACCAGAGCAGCCUCAUGGAGGAGUCGGCCGACCAGGCGCAGCGGCGGGACGACAUGCUGCGCAUGUACCACGCGCUCAAGGAGGCGCUUACCAUCAUCGGGGACAUCAGCACCAGCACCGUGUCCACGCCCGUGCCCCCGCCCGUCGAUGACACCUGGCUGCAGACCACAGCUAGCCACAGCCCCACUCCACAGCGCCGACCAGUGUCCAGCGUGCACCCACCGGGCCGGCCACCCGCAGUCCGGGGCCCCACACCGGGGCCGCCCCUGAUCCCCAUGCCUGUGGGAACCACGGCCUCCUUCUCGGCACCCCCCAUCCCGUCCCGGCCGGGGACCCAAGUGUUUGCCAACAAUGACCCCUUCUCGGCGCCACCGCAGAUCCCGUCCCGGCCAGCGCGGGUGCCCCCUGGCAUCCCCCCAGGAGUGCCCAGCAGAAGGCCGCCCGCUGCGCCCAGCCGGCCCACCAUCAUCCGCCCAGCCGAGCCCUCGCUGCUCGACUAGGCGCGCCCGCUCCCAGGGUUGCGCUGUCCCUCUCUGGGGGCCUGGACCCCCUCGCUACCCCAGCCCCCGUGCUGGGACCAGGCUCCUGGGGCACCUUGCCCCUCCCCGUCCCACUGGACACCGCACCGUGCAAGGGACCGAAGGCCCGGGCAGGGGGUGCUGGGGUGUUGCACUUUGGGGGUGGGGUCUAGGUGCCAGCCAGGUGGCCCCGCUCCAGGUGCCAUCUUGAAGGAGGGGUCCAGGCCAGUUUGGGGUCUCUUCAGCUGGGGCAACUUGCAUAGACUAGGCCAUCUGGAUGCUGGGGUGCCAAGGGUGUCUGGGUCCCCAGGCUGUGCUGGAGUUUUCAUGGGGGACCCCCUACACCCAGCCCACGUUGUACAUAUUCCCUCUUUGGCCACAUUAACCACACAGCCGGAGCCCAGCUGCCUCGGCUGCCAGAGGUGCCUUCGCCAGGCCUGGAGUCUCCACCGGGCUGGCCUCACUCCCUCCUCUGCCCUCCUCCUCCUGGGCCCCCAGUUCAAGUGGAGGGGCUUGGGGGCCCCAGGAGCCCCUCUCUGAGCAAAGCUCUUGCUCACUCCUGGCUCGGUUUGACCACUGUAAGUGCCUGCGCUCUGUACCCUAUUAAUAAACUAAAUAAAGGGAAGAACCUUC
This is a messenger RNA of Octodon degus (degu), 3470 nucleotides long. It is a transcript of the gene Dnm2, whose product is annotated as dynamin 2. The coding region runs from base 183 to 2819 and encodes 878 amino acids. Gene Ontology annotation, cellular component: membrane; cytoplasm; microtubule. The record is from RefSeq and is a predicted model, not a curated record. The transcript has 22 exons. Gene Ontology annotation, molecular function: GTP binding; GTPase activity; microtubule binding. NCBI's taxonomy places the organism in Eukaryota, Metazoa, Chordata, Mammalia, Rodentia, Octodontidae.